AUGACUGAUAAGCGUCAAAUGCUUCGCCUCGGACUGAUAAUCCUCUGUUCAUUUCUCACAGGUACCAUUGGAAUGGAUGACACUCACAAGUUCUGCAGUUCUGGUGAAAAUGUCCGUCUGCCCUGUAAUAAUGCUCUUUCUGGCUGCACAUCAACUACAUGGACCUAUAGCAGACGUUCAGAGACAGUUGAACUGAUUGCUGGAGGGGAAAAGAAGAAUGAUAUAGAGAGACAUGAGAGACUGAGUCUGGGCUCCGGUUGCUCUCUGAAAAUCAAGAAAGCCACAAAAGAAGAUUAUGGAUUUUAUAGCUGCCGACAAUAUGUGAAUGAACAACAAGGAACUGAUGCACCUGUUCAUCUGCAUUUUCUUCAUGUCUCUCCAUCAUCCACACAGAUCAGAAACGGCAGCUCUGUGACUCUCUCCUGUCAGUUGUAUAUUGAUGGAGUCUCUUGUGAUACUUUGGUCCGUACUGAGGGAGUUCAGCUGAUCUGGGUGAAUCAGGCUGGUGUGAAUCUGCAGACAGACUCCAGAUAUCAGAUAUCAUUCUCCUCAGGACACUGUAUCAGCACUCUGACUACAACACUCCUGAAUGAAGAUCACAACAGCGAGUGGAGAUGUCAGGUUAAACAGAGAAAUGAACUGAAGACCUCAGCCACAUAUAUUGUCAAGUAUUCAGUGACCGUGAUCGUGAUCUCUGCUGUGGCUGCUGCAUUAGCUGUUGCCCUUGUUUCUGUUCUCUGGAUGAUCUGUAAAAAAAGAGAUGGUGAUAAAAGAGGGACUGACAGCUCUGUGGUCAAAGAUAGGAAUGAACAUAAAGGGACCUAUGACAACAUCAACAUGUCCAUUCCUACUAUGCCAAACGCCAAUGAACAGAGAGAUGAUGUGACCUAUUCUGAGGUUACCGCUUCCAGUAAAAAACAAGUACUAAUGGACUAUUCUCUUCAUCAUCCUCACAGUCAGAGAUCAGAUCAGGCAGCUCUGACUCUCUUCUCUCAGUUGUAUAUUGAUGGAGUCUCUACAACACUCCUGAAUGAAGAUCACAACAGAGAGUGGAGAUGUCCGGUUAAACAGAAAUGA
Sinocyclocheilus anshuiensis is the source of this 1077-nucleotide messenger RNA. RefSeq lists its product as uncharacterized. The record is from RefSeq and is a predicted model, not a curated record. Lineage: Eukaryota; Metazoa; Chordata; Actinopteri; Cypriniformes; Cyprinidae. The transcript is spliced from 8 exons. The coding region runs from base 1 to 1077 and encodes 358 amino acids. Gene Ontology annotation, molecular function: protein tyrosine kinase binding; MHC class II protein binding. Gene Ontology annotation, cellular component: membrane raft; external side of plasma membrane. Gene Ontology annotation, biological process: T cell activation; interleukin-15-mediated signaling pathway; positive regulation of ERK1 and ERK2 cascade.